CGAGGGCGCGAGGCGAUGAUUGGUGGGCGGGGCCCGGUGGGCGGGGAGAUCGGUGACGUCGGCCAAUGGGAGCCGUCCCCGUGCCUCGGGCCGAGCGUGCGCAGCGCGGGACGUGGAGGGAACGAGCGGGGCUGCGGGAAGAGGGUCUCUGGAGCUGCAGCCCCACCACGGCCACGUCCUGCUGCUCGGCACGCUCAGACCAUCGCCAUGGCCAACCCCGCCGUGCUGCCGCUGCUGCUGCUGCUGUCCCUGCGCUGGGUGCCGGCGGGCGGCGACGCGCCGCUCCCCCCGCUGUCGGCCGCGUCGUUCCUGCAGGACCUCCUGCAGCGCUACGGGGAGGGCGAAGCGCUGAGCCUGGACCAGCUGAAGGCGCUGCUGAACCGCCUGGAUGUGGGAGUGGGGCGCGGCAACGGCUCCCAGCCCCGCGCCAACCUGUCCCGGUGCUUCAGCUCGGCCGAGCUGUUCGCCGCGCACAACCUGAGCGAGGGCUCCGUGCUGGGCGCUGCGGAGCUGCGCGCGUUCUGCCCCGCCGUCCUGCAGCAGCUCGAGUCGGCGGCGUGCGCUGCUGAGAACCUGGAGAACGAGGAGAACGAGCAGACGGAGGAGAGCAGACCCAGCUCUGCUGAAGUCUGGGGUUACGGGUUCCUCUGCGUCACCGUCAUCUCCCUGUGCUCGCUGGUGGGAGCCAGCGUGGUGCCCUUCAUGAAGAAGACCUUUUACAAGCGGCUGCUCCUCUACUUCAUAGCUCUGGCGAUUGGAACUCUCUACUCCAACGCCCUCUUCCAGCUCAUUCCCGAGGCAUUUGGCUUCAACCCUCAAGAAGAUUAUUACGUUUCCAAAUCCGCCGUGGUGUUCGGGGGCUUCUACCUGUUUUUCUUCACGGAGAAGAUCCUGAAGAUGCUGCUGAAGCAGAAGGACCCGCACCACCAUGGGCACAGCCACUACAGCACCGAGGCGCUGCCCUCCAGGAAGGACCGGGAGGAAGGCGUCACUGAGAAGCUGCAGAACGGGGACCUGGACCACAUGAUCCCACACGUCACCAAUGAGAUGGAGUGCAAGAGCCCUCCUGGAGACGAGAAGGUCGUGGUGGGAUCGCUGAGCGUCCAGGACCUUCAGGCUUCACAGAGCGCGUGCUACUGGCUGAAGGAGGUGCGCUACUCCGACAUCGGCACGCUGGCGUGGAUGAUCACCCUGAGCGAUGGGCUGCACAACUUCAUUGAUGGCCUGGCCAUCGGGGCCUCCUUCACCGUGUCUGUCUUCCAAGGCAUCAGCACCUCCGUGGCCAUCCUCUGCGAGGAGUUCCCGCAUGAGUUGGGGGACUUUGUCAUCCUGCUGAACGCCGGGAUGACCAUCCGCCAGGCGCUCUUCUUCAACUUCAUCUCGGCGUGCUGCUGCUACGUGGGGUUGGCCUUCGGGAUCGUGGCCGGCAGCCACUUCUCUGCCAACUGGAUCUUCGCUCUGGCUGGAGGGAUGUUCCUGUACAUCGCGCUGGCUGACAUGUUCCCCGAGAUGAACGAGGUGAGCCGGGAGGACGAGCAGAACGGCAGCGCGCUCAUCACCUUCGCCAUCCAGAAUGCGGGGCUGCUGACGGGCUUCACCAUCAUGGUGCUGCUCACCAUGUACUCGGGGCAGAUCCAGAUCGGGUAGGCCCAGCCCGUGGCGGAGCCCUGCGCCAGUUUUCCCUUUAGUUUUGGGGGGAGGGGGUGGGGGAUUUUUUUUUUUUUCCUUUUCCUGCUGCAAGCAUCCGACGGUACCCGUCAGGCACUGACAUCAUGGAACACUACAGAAGAGGCAUUGCUUUCAAAGCUAUUCCAGAGACCCCACGUUAUUGCGAGGCUGAGGGGGAUGCCCCCUGUGCCAUAGGACCGAACUGACCCCAGGAUCUCCUCUCAGCAUCACGUCCCUUCUCGCAUCUUUGGGGAAGGACAGAGUUGGGAUGCAGAGCUGCGCUGCUCCCCCGCUGUUCUCGGAGCUGCGUGAUGGGAUGCCGUGCUCUCCUGACCCUCUGUGGGCACCGCAGGGUGCGGGGCUGGCGCUGGACGCGAGCUGCCUGCUCCUGCUCAGCCGUAACACAUGGAUGCUCAGAGAAGGGGAACGGCUUGCACGAGGAGCGGGCACUUCUCAGGACUUCUCAGAGAUCCUCGGAGCGACCCCAGGACAAGGGGAGCGAUGCAGAGCAGCAGGAGCUGACGGAGGCUUCGUGGGCACGGCUUGCAACUUGAGCCUCUUCCUUGCUGUCCUCAGAAACCAACCCUGGAGCUGCUCCCGUUCUGCCUGGGGUGAGGAGGAGCAGGAAGGGGUUGUUUUAUUUAAGCACACUGUGGGUGUCAGCGCUCGGAGCACAGGAGACCAAACCGCACGGCACGCGCAGCCCGAGCCGCGCUGGGAUGCAAGCUCCCUGCUGCUGUGAGCAAAACAAAGCCUCUGCUCUGGAAGCAAGAAGGGCAGAGAGCAGGGCAGGGCAGCGAGCCCCAGCCCAGCUGCAGGCGGCCACAGCCCUCACUGCGAGCACGCAGACACCUGGGAACAGACGCCUGUUUUUAAACACUGCUGCUGAGGUGCAGAGGUUCUGGGUGGGGAGGUGGGGAGGGAGGGGUGCCUUGGUGGUUUUUUUUUGUUUUUUUUUUUCUAAAAAAAGAAACAGAAAAAGGAAAGAGACUGUGAACCUCUUCAGGUUGUGCACUGCCAGCCUUUGGGAGGAGCCAGAAUGGCGUUGGAGGCACAGCACAGCCCUGCCUCCGCGCCGGCGUUCCCCAGAUUCACUAGGUGAAUUGACCUAUUAUCAUAUUGAUAACCUUGCCCACCCCAGCUGUGUUGCUUGAGGUUCCUCGCACCCCUUCCUCCCCCAGACCUCACCCCCACCCAGCAGCGGGGCUUCGUGGCAGGGGGGCUGACAGGAGCCCGCUGGGGCAGCUCACCCUGUGGGAGGGAAAGGCGGCGCCGGUGGCUUUGAGAGGUGCUUUGUGCACACAUGGGGGUGCUGAGCAUCUCCCACCGCUCCCUGCCCGUGUGACGGAGUGAUGGACAUUCAGCCACCGUGGGUUGGAGCUGAGGCUCUCCAAAAUCUUCCACCCAUGCUGGAAGGAACGGGGUCACCGCAGUUCUGCUUUACCUCCCAGUUGCCCUCGGCAGUGGGCACAGCACCCUCCUCCAGCACUGCUGCCCACCGGAGCGCUGCCUGUUGCUGUGCUUCCCAGUUGCUUCGGGGAAAAGCUGCGUGACGUGGCUUUGGAUGAGCCACUGAUUCGUCCCGUGGGCAGCCAGCAGGCUUUGUCCUGCGUCCAGAAGGUUAAACAGCAGCAGAGCAGGAGCUGGGAGCCUUGGCAGCACCCCUGGCCCACGUGGCAUCUUUGCAGGAUGAGUUCUGGGUGGAAAGUCAGAAGCUCCAACGAUGCAGCUGGGAGGGGAAGCUCUGUCCUCCCCACAGCCCCACCAACACAGUGUGGAAAAACUGACUCCUCUGAGGGAUGGUGUCUGCCUGCCCUCUCAAGGAAGUGUUUGGAAAGCACUGUGCUGCUGCUGGUGGGGCAGAGGGCAGUGCCAGCUGUGCCAGGGCUGAGCAGGACCAAGGAAAAGCCUUCGUGCUGGAGGCGAGCAGGGAAAACCUUUGGGCUGUGCCCUGAGGACCACAGAGGUCCCGCAGAGCUGAGAACCAACUCUUCAAUGGGGACUGUGAGCCCGGGUCCUCAUUUCAUGCUGAAUCCCAUGUUUUGCCCAUUGAGCUGACCGUGAGAUGUCUGCACAUCUCUGCUCCUUGCAGAGGGCAGCCCACCGUCCUGGAAGGGAUUCUCCUGGUUUCUGGGUGUUCUGGGGGGGAGGAGACCCCCCACAAACCGGUGGGAGGAGCUCCAGCCUUUGGGGCAGGGACGGAACAAGGAGGGAAGGCGACCAGCGUUGACUUUGGAUUUGUCCUGCUGUUCUGCUCCCAGUUAGCAGCUCGAGCCCCAUCUCGGUAUUUUGUAACUCAGGUGUUGUUGAAAACCAAGCGUAACUCGAUGUGUGCAGCUGCAGAGUGCUUUGUGCGGCUCCAUCCAUAACAGAUGUUCCAUAACGGCGGCGCGGAGCUCCAACAGCUCCCAUUUGUCCCGUGGCACAGAGCUGAGGCCGGGGCUGCGUCCCUCCCUGCCCCACGUUGCCGGGGUCGCCUUAAAGUCCAACAAACUCCUUUUUUUUUUGCUGUGUCCUUUUGCCGUUUCCUUCGGCACCUCGCGAUGCUCGGCGCUGCGCUGCGUUCCUCUCCGCAGGCUCACACCGCAGCCGCGUCCUCAGCUCCCCUGCGUGGAGAGGAGAAAGGAAAAAAGAAAAAACGAACCACCCAUAUUUUGCCUUUUCAGGCCGCUUUCACAGCGGGGGCCUCGUUUCCAGGAGCCCCGUUUCAGCACAAAAUAAAACAAACAGGAGAAGAACGGCUGCAGCGAGGAUGCGGUUCUGCUCCCUGACCUGAGCGCUGCGUGUCUGUGUGUGUGUGUGUGUGUGUCUGUCUGCGUGUCUGUGUGUCUGCGUGUGUGUGUCUGUGUGUCUGU
Messenger RNA from Phasianus colchicus (ring-necked pheasant), 4523 nucleotides. It is a transcript of the gene SLC39A14, whose product is annotated as solute carrier family 39 member 14. Gene Ontology annotation, molecular function: monoatomic cation:bicarbonate symporter activity; zinc ion transmembrane transporter activity. Gene Ontology annotation, biological process: zinc ion import across plasma membrane; intracellular monoatomic cation homeostasis. Lineage: Eukaryota; Metazoa; Chordata; Aves; Galliformes; Phasianidae. Gene Ontology annotation, cellular component: plasma membrane. The record is from RefSeq and is a predicted model, not a curated record.